Gongylonema pulchrum is the source of this 399-nucleotide messenger RNA. The record is from the annotation of a GenBank genome assembly. Lineage: Eukaryota; Metazoa; Nematoda; Chromadorea; Rhabditida; Gongylonematidae.
AUGCUCACAGAAGGUGAUCUUCGUGAGAAACCGCUCGAGCUGCAGUGUCUUGGCGAUAUCAAACGUCUUGCCUCAGCAAUAUGCAAACUCAGGGCUCACUUCACACCAACCGAACGAAUGCAGUGCUGCGGUGAGAUGUCACAGGGCAGCUCGAAUGGGCAAAUAAUAUAUCUUGACAACGAUUCACUUACGAAGCGUCCCAAUGAUUUGUUGGUUUGCGUCAGUUAUAAAGAUGGUGUGGUACCUAUUGCAAGUGCUGACCCAAGAGUUCUUGAUAAGACAAGUGGUACGGCAGAACGUGUCUUGGGCGAAAUAGCAGCGGACUCAUCGGGCGAAGGAAGACUGAAACGAAUCCAUCUUUUGAGCCGAGAAGAUCUGAUACGACAAGUAUGCUUAUAA